Sorex araneus (European shrew) is the source of this 5496-nucleotide messenger RNA. Its product is annotated as maltase-glucoamylase-like. The record is from RefSeq and is a predicted model, not a curated record. NCBI's taxonomy places the organism in Eukaryota, Metazoa, Chordata, Mammalia, Eulipotyphla, Soricidae. Gene Ontology annotation, biological process: carbohydrate metabolic process. Gene Ontology annotation, molecular function: carbohydrate binding; alpha-1,4-glucosidase activity. The transcript is spliced from 48 exons.
AUGUACCACCUGGCUUUCUCAAGAAUGAUUCAAGGAAAGAGGAGCAAGAUGGCAAGAAUUCCGUUGAGAAAAUGCACUACCGUUGAGCUUACGCUCACUUGUACUCUGCUCAUAGUGCUUAUCGUCAUAAUUCCUGUAACUGUGGUUUUACUCAGGAAUGGUUCUGUAUCUCAACCAACAGUUCCUGAUGUUACUGAAUGUGCAGCAAUAAAAAGAGAAGAUCGGAUCAGCUGCAUCCUUGACCAGACACCCACAGAGGCCAUCUGUAUACAGCGUGGUUGUUGCUGGGUCCCUGAAGGGGACAUCAAAAUUCCUUGGUGCUACUAUUCUAAGAAUCAUGGCUAUCAAAUGGAGGGUCCCGUGAAAGACACAAAUGCAGGCUUCACUGCACAGUUUCGAAGCUUGCCAGCUCCAUCUGCCUAUGGAAACAGCAUCAGGAAUAUUCUCCUCACAGCAGAAAAUCAGACCUCUCGCCGCUUCCACUUCAAGUUGACAGAUGCAGACAAGAAAAGAUUUGAAGUGCCUCAUGAAAAUGUGAAGCCCUUCCAAGGAAACGCCGCUUCUAACUUGCUCUAUGAUGUGAAGGUCUCCCAGAACCCUUUUGGCAUCCAAGUGAUCAGAAAGAGCAACGGACGUGUUCUGUUGGACUCCAGCAUCGGGCCGCUCAUAUUUGCUGACCAGUUCCUGCAGAUCUCUAUGCGACUGCCCAGUGCCAAUGUGUAUGGCCUGGGGGAACACGUGCACCAGCAGUACAGGCAUGAUAUGAAUUGGAAGACCUGGACUCUGUUUUCCAGAGACAGAGUCCCCAAUAGGGAUAGAACUAACCUGUAUGGUGUGCAGACAUUCUUCUUGUGCCUAGAAGAUGCAAGUGGAUCCUCCUUUGGCGUGUUUCUGAUGAACAGCAAUGCCAUGGAGGUUUCUCUCCAGCCUGCCCCAGCCAUCACUUACCGCACCAUUGGGGGCAUUUUUGACUUCUAUGUCUUCCUGGGGGACACUCCAGAGCAAGUUGUUCAAGAGUAUCUAGAGCUCAUUGGACGGCCAGUCCUUCCCACCUACUGGUCACUUGGAUUUCAUCUCAGCCGUUAUGAUUAUGGAUCCCUAGAUAACAUGAAAGAAGUCGUGAAGAGAAACCGGGAUGCCCAGAUUCCUUAUGACGUGCAACACGCUGAUAUUGACUAUAUGGAUCAAAGAAAGGACUUCACUUACAAUCCAGUACAAUACAAGGACUUCCCUAAUUUUGCUAAGGAGUUGCACAAUAAUGGGCAGAAAUUGGUCAUCAUUGUGGAUCCAGCCAUCUCUAACAACUCUUCUCAGACUAAUCCCUAUGGACCAUAUGACAGGGGCUCACAUAUGAAGGUGUGGGUGCAAACCCCUGAUGGAACUCCAAUCAUCGGAGAGGUCUGGCCUGGAAAAACUGUGUUUCCUGAUUAUACCAACCCUCAGUGUGCUGCUUGGUGGACAGAUGAAUUUGAGCGUUUCUUUAAAGAAGUGGAGUUUGAUGGAAUCUGGAUUGAUAUGAAUGAAGUCACCAACUUUGUGCAUGGUUCAGUUACGGGAUGUUCCAGAAGCAAUCUAAAUUAUCCCCCAUUCACUCCCAGAAUCCUGGAUGGCUUCUUGUUCAGCACUACUCUCUGCUUAGAUGCGGUCCAGCACUGGGGCAAGCAGUAUGAUGUCCACAGCCUGUACGGCUACUCCAUGGCAAUUGCCACAGCAGAAGCUGCCAAGAAAAUAUUCCCCGGAAAGAGGAGCUUUAUACUAACCCGCUCUACCUUUGCGGGAUCUGGCAAGUUUGCAGGCCAUUGGUUAGGAGACAAUGCAGCUACCUGGGAUGAUCUCCGGUGGUCCAUUGCUAGCAUGCUUGAGUUCAACCUGUUUGGUAUUCCAAUGGUAGGGGCUGACAUAUGUGGUUUCUCAAUGGACACCACUGAGGAGCUCUGCACACGCUGGAUGCAGCUGGGAGCCUUUUAUCCAUUUUCCAGAAAUCACAACAGCCAAGGUUUCAUGGAACAGGAUCCCGCCUUCUUUGGAGCAGAUUCUGAAGUGGUGAAAUCCUCCAGGAAAUACCUGAACAUUCGCUACACCCUACUGCCCUACCUCUACACCCUCUUCUAUCGCGCCCACACCAGGGGAGACACCGUGGCGAGGCCCCUUGUGCAUGAGUUCUAUACUGACAACAGCACGUGGGAUGUGCACCAACAGUUCUUAUGGGGUCCCGGCCUCCUCAUCACACCCGUGCUGCAGCAGGGUGCAGACAAAGUGGAGGCAUAUAUACCGGAUGCUGUCUGGUAUGAUUAUGAGACCGGAGCCCAACUGAACUGGAGGAAGGAAAGAAAGACCAUGAUGCUUCCUAAAGACAAAAUCGGACUUCACCUCCGAGGAGGCUACAUCUUCCCCACCCAGCAGCCAGCGACAACCACAGUGGCCAGCCGGAAGAAUGCUCUUGGUCUUAUCAUUGCCCUGGAUGAGAACAGAGAAGCAAAAGGGGAACUCUUCUGGGAUGAUGGAGAAUCGACAGGUACUUUGACCCAAGACAAACAUAUCUUCUAUGAGUUUUCUGUCACCCAAAACCGAUUGGAUAUGAAGACUUUGCCUUCAACCUACAAAGAUCCUAAUAAUUUAGAAUUUCAAAACAUUACAAUACUUGGGAACCCACCUGUUAUAAACUUAACAGUGAAACACAAUGGUGCUCCAAUUCAAAUGUCUCCCGAAGUCACGUAUGACAAUAAACUACAGAUUGCCUACAUCAAAAAACUUCAUCUUAUCCUGGGAGAAGCGUAUACUUUGGAAUGGCACUCUACAAAGAAUGAAGAUAAAAUAGACUGUUAUCCUGACCAGGAUGGUGGCACCAAGGAGAAAUGCAAUGAACGUGGUUGUGUCUGGGAGGAAACCAAUGCUGAGCGAGUCCCAUACUGCUAUUUUUAUGAGAGUCUAUACUCUGUCCACAAUAUUCAGAAUGUACCAUAUGGGGUUAUAGCUUCCAUUUCCCUAAAGCCCCAGGCCCCUGCCAGCGCUUUCCCAUCAACACCUGUGAAAGAGCUCAGUCUGAGUGUCACCUACCACAAGAAUGAGAUGCUGCAGUUUAAGAUUUAUGAUCCCAACAACAAACGCUAUGAAGUCCCAGUUCCUCUCAACUUACCGAAUGCUCCAUCCAGCACCCUUGCAGGUAGUCUCUAUCAAGUCAAUAUUACAGAAGAUCCAUUUGGGAUUCUAAUUUUUCGGAAGAGCACAGGCAUCAUCAUAUGGGACUCGCGGGUCCUGGGCUUCACUUUCAAUGACAUGUUCAUUCGCAUCUCCACGCGCCUCCCCUCCACCUACCUCUAUGGCUUUGGGGAGAACGAGCACACGUCUUUCCGAAGAGACCUGGACUGGCGCACCUGGGGCAUGUUUUCCCGAGACGAACCCCCUGGGUACCUGAAGAAUUCUUAUGGUUUCCAACCCUAUUACAUGGCCAUGGAGGAGGAUGGCAAUGCCCACGGGGUGCUCCUGCUGAACAGCAAUGCCAUGGAUGUGACAUUCCAGCCCAUGCCUGCCUUAACAUAUCGCACCAUAGGGGGAAUUCUGGACUUUUAUGUGGUCUUGGGGCCCACUCCAGAACUUGUCACUCAGCAAUACACGGAGCUAGUUGGUCGGCCAGUGAUGGUUCCUUACUGGUCCUUGGGAUUCCAGCUGUGCCGUUAUGGAUACCAGAAUGAUUCUGAGAUUGCCGAUUUGUAUGAAAAAAUGGUGGCGGCCCAAAUCCCCUAUGAUGUGCAAUACUCUGACAUUGACUACAUGGAGCGACAGCUGGACUUCACCCUCAGCCCCAACUUUCAGGGCUUUCCACAACUGAUUGAAGACAUGAAGAACCAGGGGAUGCGAAUCAUCCUCAUUCUGGAUCCAGCCAUUUCCGGCAAUGAGACUCAGCCCUAUCCUGCAUACGAGCUGGGGGUAAAGGAUGAUGUUUUCAUCAAGGAUCCAAGUGAUGGAAGCAUUGUCUGGGGAAAGGUAUGGCCUGAUUUACCUGGUGUUGUUAUAAACAGUUCUCUAGACUGGGACACUCAAGUGAAGCUGCACAGAGCUCAUGCAGCUUUCCCAGACUUUUUCCGAGCCUCAGCUAUAAACUGGUGGAAGAAUGAGUUGAAAGAAUUACACACCAAUACGCGGCAUCCCCAAAACAGCCUGAAGUAUGAUGGCUUAUGGAUUGAUAUGAAUGAGCCGUCAAGCAUUGUGAAUGGGGCAGUUGAAGGCUGCAAAGACUCCUCUCUGAACAGACCUCCCUAUAUGCCACAUCUGGAAUCCAGGGACAGAGGUCUGAGCAGCAAGACCCUGUGCAUGGAGAGUGAGCAGAUCCUGGCAGAUGGCACCAAAGUGCAACACUACAAUGUGCAUAACCUGUACGGGUGGUCCCAGACCAGACCUACAUACGAGGGUGUGCAGGAGGCGACUGGAGAGCGAGGCAUUGUCGUCACCUGCUCCACGUACCCGUCUUCCGGUCGCUGGGCAGGACACUGGCUGGGAGACAACACUUCUGGCUGGGACCAGCUGAAGAAAUCUAUCAUUGGCAUGAUGGAGUUCAGCCUCUUCGGCAUAUCCUAUACAGGAGCAGAUAUUUGUGGGUUCUUUCAAGAUGCUGAAUAUGAGAUGUGCGCUCGCUGGAUGCAGCUGGGGGCCUUUUACCCCUUCUCGAGGAACCAUAACACCAUUGGGACCAGGAGGCAAGAUCCUGUGUCUUGGGAUAAAAAUUUUGAGGAUCUCUCCAGAAGUGUCCUGAAUACCAGAUACACCUUGUUGCCAUAUCUCUAUACCCUGAUGUACCAGGCCAACACAGAGGGCAGUACUGUUGUGCGACCUCUACUCCAUGAGUUUGUGUCAGACCGGAAAACUUGGGACAUAGACAGUCAGUUCCUGCUGGGUCCAGCUUUCCUGGUCAGCCCAGUUCUGGAACCUAAUGUCAGAAGUGUCCAUGCAUAUUUUCCUGAUGCCCGCUGGUAUGAUUACCACACGGGUGAGGACAUUCAAGCAAGGGGUGUAAUGAAGAACUUGCCAGCCCCUCUCAACCACAUUAAUCUGCAUGUCCGUGGAGGCUACAUUCUGCCCUGGCAACUGCCUGCACAAAACACACACUUCAGUCGUCAAAAUUUCAUGGGCUUCAAGGUUGCCUUGGAUGAUCAAGGGAAUGCUGAAGGCAAGUUCUUCUGGGAUGAUGGACAAACCAUUGAUACCAUUGGAAAAAACAGUUAUUACCUGGCAAACUUCACUGUCAGCAAUAAAAUGAUGAAAAGUGACAUAGUUUCUAACAACUACAUUACUGACUCAAACCCUCUGCUGCUGGGAUUCAUUGACAUCUGGGGAGUGGAGAGUGCCUCCACAGCCCAAAUCAGGAUGAAUUUGAUCAAUGGGUUUGUUAUACCCAAAGCAAGCUACAAUUCUACAACAAAGAUAUUAAGCAUUACUGUGACCAGCGAAAGCAUCAGCUUACAAAACUUCGUUUCAUUGACAUGGUAAAACACUCUAUGA